GAGACUCAUAAUCUGGUCAUUAGUCCUCCAGCGCCGCUCAUGUCCUGGUUCCAGUCCCUGCGGGAUGACUUCACUCUGAGGCCGUUUGAGAGCCAGCGGACGCCCAGUGACAGCGCUGCCAUGGCAUCAGGGCCUCCGGAGGCUGUGGCCAAUCAGGAGCCUGCUGAAGUCGCUGAGGAAUGCUCAGGAAAGAAGAAGUCAAAGUUCCAGACAUUUAAAAAGUUCUUCGCCAGGAAGAAGAGAAAGGAGGCAUCAGCCACUGGGGGGGACGCGGGGCUUAAAGCCAGCCAAUCAAGCGACAAUGUCAGCAAGACACCAGAAGAUAACACACUCACGCGAUCAGAGAAGGAUAAGGGCUCUGGGUCAAAGAUUAGCUUGGGCAGCAAGGCCUUGUCACAUGACUCUGUCUUCGUCUCCGACUCGUCAGAGGCUAACGAGGCUUUGGGAGCAUCUCAGGACAGCAUUCAUGGCAAAGUCAAAUCACUACAGCUCCAGCUGAAGCAGGCCAUCCGGCUGGGCUCUCCUCCCUCCCUCAUGUGUGUGAAGAGGAUGGAAGAUGGAGGGACCAUGUCUGAGGAUGAUGGUUUACCAUGCAGCCCGCCUGAAUACUCCACAUCACACACGAAUCAGGCUCAGACAAACAGCUCUCUCAGUCUGGAGGGAACAGACAGCGAUGAGGACCAGUUGUCCUGCGCUGCCUCCAGUAGAGCGCUGAGCCCCCUGGUGGCGGUUCCAGGUGACUUCAGUCAGCCUGCCCGACCCUUCGCCUGUUUGGACAACUCGGCCGCCAAACACAAGCUGGGCCUGAGGCAAAAAGCCUGCAACAAGAGGAAGCCCGUCAGUAGGUUGGAGAUCAGAGCAGAGGAAGACUCUGUGGUGGAGGAAAGGCUGAGCACCGCUGUUCCCAAAGCUUCAGAGGAGCAAGAGGAGCAGGAGACGAGAGAUGUGAGAAGUGAUCAGGUGAAGCCAAAGGAGGAAGAAGAAGAAGCAGAGGAAGAAGGAGAGGAGGAGGAGGAGGACGAGGCGGCGGACCAAUCACAUUCCAGACAAACGCCGUUGAGAGAUGAGGAGGAAGAAGAGGGGGAGGAAGAGGACGAGUUGGAAACAGGACAGGAUGUUUCUCACAGUCCGGAGGCGUCCUCUCCUCUGGAGCGACGUCUGUCAGAGGAGGAAGCCGCAGACGCCCAGCCGCUCGCCUCCUCCAGGCCCAGCUCCAGCUCCUCCUCCCUGGGCGGACUGAGGGCCACACCAGAGCCCCCUGCAGUUCAGAGAGAGUACCUGCUGGACCCUCCAGGUGUUGCCUAUGGAACGGAGAAGGCCAGGGUUGAAAGUGACUCUGCCCUGGGAGGAGAAGAAGAAGACGGGGCCCUGAGUGACAUUGGAGGGGAGGAUGGGGAAAAGGAGAGUUCCUUCUUACAGGAGGUGCUGAGCUCCUUGAAGACCCCCCUCACUUCCUGCUCACUGGGCCUGGAGACCGAAGAUGUUGUCCUCAAGUUGGACGAGGAGGCGGAGGAGAGCAAGGCGGAGGUGGAGGACUCAGGCGAGGUGGAAGAGGAGAAAGAAGGGAUGGUGGCAGAAGAAGGAGAGGAAGCGACUGAGGAAGAGACCGAAGAGGAGAAGCCUACCAGUCAUCAGGCUCCUCCCUCCGGUUUGAUGCCCCUACUCUCGGGCCAACCCACCCAUGAAGAGGAUGUUCUGAGUGAGAUCACCUCUUCCUCUCAAGGCAAUGAAAAAGAGGAAAAUUAUGAUGAUGAAGAGGAAGAGGACGAAGAAGUAGUGGUGGAACGAUUCCAACAUCGUCAAGAAGACGAGUGGCAGAGAGAGGAGGCACAGGAAGUCAUGCCUGAAUACAGCACCAAAGAAGAAGAAAAUUCUCUGUUUUUAAGAAAGAGUGGCAAAGAGGAGGGAGAAGAAGCAGAGAGCGAAGGAGAGGAAGAGACAGGAAACUUGGAGAGAGAGCCUGAGGUGGAAGAGGAGGAGUGGGAACAGAGAGAGGAUGAUGAAGAGGAGGAGGAGAGGGAGGAGCUAGAGCGAGCAGAGGAAGCUCAGGAGGCGGAGGAGGCAGUGGCAGAGGAGGAGGACAACAGAGAGGAGAUGACAAACAUGGUUCCUGAUGAAAUAGGAGAAAUGGUUCAGACCGUCAUGCCUGCUCUGGAGGCAGAUGAAGGACAGGACACCCUGCCUGAAGAGGACAGCGCCUUCACCCCAGAACAGCCAGACCGAGUCCAAAUCCACGCUGAGAUGUGUGACCAAACAGAAAAUGAAACGGCUCCUAACCAAAACUUUGUGGAUGAAGAUGGAGAAGAAAGGGCAGAGGAGUGCAUAGAGAUUGGCCAAAUGGAAGAAACGUCAGACCAAGAGGAGGACUUGGAAAUGAACCAACCAGACGUGGACCAAAGUGAAGAAGCAGGCGUGGCAACAGACCAACCAGACGAGGACCAAGAAAUGUCUCAACUCGUGGUUGAAGACCAAAGAGACAUAGAUCAAACCGACGUGGACCUGAUGCCUCCUUCUGUUUCUGCCCCAGACUCACAAGCCUCUUCUGAGACUCGAAUACAAGAAGAGAGCGAGACCAGUGUUCCCAGUCCGACCAGUCCGACCACCAGUACCACCACUCUCCAUAUAAAUCUAGUCUCUCCCAGCUCAGAGAAAGCCACAUGUCCACUCCAGCAGUUCUUCAGUGGAGCAGACACCACUGAAGAAGUCAACCAGUCGUCCUCUCACACAGAAGCGACCGCAGAACAAGACGAAACGAGGCAACCCCCCAUAGCUGAACAACCAGCAGAGACUGCAGAGGAAGAGGAAGAGGAAGAAAAAGAAGAAGAGGAAGGAAAACAGUCACCAGCCACUAUAGAAGAAGCUCAACCAUCUAAACCUCCUGCCGCUGCAGAGGAGGCAGUCACUCAGCCAUCGAGCGUUUCAGAUCAGGGCAAAUCCCGGUUCAUCAUCGCCCCCGCCUGGCAGCGAUCGUUCUCUACAGGAAGUGGGAGCACCAAAGAGCCCGUUGCGUCUCCCUCCCCCUCCUCCCCGCCACCCUGCGUCUCCUCCUGCGUCUCUUCAUCCCCCUCUGCCACAGGGCCUGGAGGCGCUGAGGGGGCAGCUUCCACUAAGAAAGUGGAGGGGGUGAGCUCGGCUAAAGCUGAAGUGGUGUUGAGCCCCGUCAGAACGAGGAGUAUAGGAUCUGCCCCUGCAAAACCGCACAGCACCACAACAGCCGUCACCGCUAAACCCCAAACCUCGACUGCUGCAGCUGCAGAAGAGAGCGCUGUCGUGGUGGAGGGAAACCCAGAGAACCCGUUUGGAGUCCGACUGAGGAAGACGGCGGUUCUGCGCCGCUACAGCUCAGAGGAGGAAAACACAGAGCCUGCCUCCCCUGAGCCGCCAGCCCAACCAAGUGGCAGUAAGGUUGAACCACAGCCAGUUAGUGUUAAGCCUUCCAUAAAUCAGCCAGUCAACAUCAAGCCUGCCAUCCCUAGGAAGCCAGAGGUACAUGGAGACAGUGGAGGGAAAAUCAAGCGGCCAGACCCAGCAGCAAGUCGAAGUGUUUCUGCUGGAUCUGACUCGCCCAGCUGGAUCUCUGUGGCCAGACAGAAACAGAAGAUCUACAAAGACAGCUCGCUGGACGCCGCCACUGCCAAGAAGGAGGAGCCAGAGAGGAAAUCUUCCCUGCCACUGUACGUCAGCUCAGCUGCCUGCAGGGAGCACAACAAAACCUCUGAAUCCACUGGCAAAGUGAGUCAGCUGGAGAUCACUAAACCUGCAGCGUCUGCAGAAAAGGAGGUGAGGAGGACACUCUCUCCUCCGACUCCAGUGCCGCCGCAGCCUGCGAAAUCCCAGCCGCUGCCCUGCCCUGUCGCCUCAAAGCUCUCGUCCCAAGUGACCCCUGCCACCCCAAAAUACUCCUCCCAAAUCGCCCUCUCUCCCCCAACUCCAGUUCCCAUUUCCCAGAGAGCUCCCUCUUGCACAAGCCCCACGCCCCCAUCCAAGAUACCCCAGCCACAGAGCACCCAAAGCUCCUCGCCCACCGCCCAGAAACCCAGCGCCCAGCCCAGCUCAGCUCUCCCCUCGCCUCCUUUUUCAUCGAGAAGCGGCCUGGUUCCUCCGAGAGCUGCAUCCCAGCCAUCCCAGCGAGGCCUCCCCAGCCCUGGCUCACCUCCGCCGGCCUUGUCCCAAGACGAGCCCCCCUGGAUGGCCCUGGCCAAGAAGAAGGCCAAAGCAUGGAGCGAGAUGCCCCAGAUAGUCCAGUGAUGGCUUAGGCUGAAGUUUGAAGCUAGCUGGCCAAAAUUAAAAGGCCCAAAGGGUCAAAUCUGGGUGGGGUGAAAUGGGGCAAUGGUGGGCAAAGAGUCAGAGGAUGGACCAGAAUGCAUUUGCACACCCAAGAGCAUAUAUAUGUGUUGUUUUCUACUUCCUGGUUUGUGUCGUGGGCUCAGGUCACACGGCUACAGACAGACCCACUUACACUCUUUUUCUUUCUUUCCUUUACAUUCCUCGUUCUUUGAACUUUGAGUAAAUUGGUCCAAGUCAUCGCUUCCUAAACCAAAAUUCUUGUGCCCGUCCCCGAGUGUUGGAUUUAUAUGUGAAAAGAGUCCUAAUAAGUUAUAAUGUGCCUGAAAGAGAGACUGCUCUUAAGCUGCAAACAUUAAAGAUUCGUUCGUGAAAAGCAGCCUCGCCCCGGCAGAUCGGUGAAUGUUUCUCCAGCGUGCCACAGGUCAUUCCACGUGACCUGAGCGACCAUUUCAGGCCAGAAACAGAGGAAGGAGAUGUUCUUUUAGGAAGAGGAUGUACCGCUCACUCUGCCUCGGUUUAGAACGAGGGGAGCGCGACAAAGUGAACCUUUUGUUUAGGAAUUCAUUUGUUCUGACUUUAUAAUGGACAGGAUGCUGUCGUCUGUCUAAAAAGUGUGUUUGUCUUUGUUUUAAGGCGAUACGUGGACAGUUUUUUGAGGCUGUAAUAUUGCCUUCAUUUUGGCCGUGGAUUGGCAUAAGCAACAUUAAAGUGGCCAACAUUAAAGCGGCUAACACUGUGGGGUGUAAGGAGGAAAAAUGUUGGGGG
Molecule: messenger RNA, 5052 nt
Organism: Myripristis murdjan (pinecone soldierfish)
Lineage: Eukaryota; Metazoa; Chordata; Actinopteri; Holocentriformes; Holocentridae
Product: cancer-related regulator of actin dynamics
Exons: 16
Coding region: 40-4248 (1402 amino acids)
Source: RefSeq, a predicted model, not a curated record